UUUCUGCACAGUUACUGGGACUUUUAAACUUUGGAUUUUCUCUCGUUGAGUUAUAGACAAGUAGCUCAUUAUUUUUUUUUCUCUUUGCGUCACCUUGUCUUGGGUUAAUAAUUUUCGGUUCCUCUUGCUCUUAUUUUUCCAAAUUUAUUUUUCGCGGUUGUUGGAAAUGUUGGGGAAUCUGUGGAUGCUCUGCCUGUGUCUGUGCUUCUCCUGGGCCGAAGCUCGUAUAUGGGCCUGGAUGCUCAACAUGCCUCACAGCCCUCCCAAGGAAGGAGCAAAGGCACUUAGAGAAGGAACUCCUGUCGCUAAAGCAGCCACGGCUGUGUGCGAACAUGACAGGGCCUGUGGGCGGGGUUUUUCCUGUGAUCGUCACUUUGGUCUGUGUGUCCCCCUACGAGGGGAGGGUCUCUACUGUCGGAGGGAUGCCCAGUGUGUCCGUGGCCUCAGCUGCAUGUUUGGGAAAUGCCAUCGCAACAUCCCCAAUGGACAAGAGGGUGCCAGAUGUAAAGUCGAUAGGGAUUGUGGGGCAUCCAUGUGUUGCGCCCGACACCACGGCGAGCAGGUGUGCAAGAGUCGUCUGAUUCGUGGUGAAAGCUGCUAUGUGCCUGAUGGCGGCCUGGCGUUCAGCAUAAACCAGAUUUGUCCAUGUGAUGAGGGGCUGCUGUGUCGUGAAAAAAGUGCACCUCACAGGAGAGAGUAA
Molecule: messenger RNA, 700 nt
Organism: Seriola aureovittata
Lineage: Eukaryota; Metazoa; Chordata; Actinopteri; Carangiformes; Carangidae
Product: dickkopf-related protein 3-like
Exons: 3
Coding region: 167-700 (177 amino acids)
Biological process (GO): multicellular organism development; negative regulation of canonical Wnt signaling pathway
Cellular component (GO): extracellular region
Molecular function (GO): co-receptor binding; receptor antagonist activity
Source: RefSeq, a predicted model, not a curated record